CGCCUGCGUGUUUCCGCACAGCCUGCUGGUCCCUAAAGGAAGACGGUGUGAAAAUAAAAAGAUAGACCGCGUCUUGUUGUUCUAGUAUUAUAUUAUUAUUGUUGUUUUUCAGUUUCCUGAGGUCGAUUUUGACGGAGCGGAGCUAUGGCGCAGUACAAGGGAGCUGCGAGUGAGGGCGGGCGGGCAAUGCAGUUGAUGAAAAAGAGAGAGAAACAGCGGGAGGAACUCCAGCAACUCAAGCUGAAAAUAGCCGAGGAUAACAUGGUGAAGUCCAACAUUGAUAAGAAAUUCUCUGCGCAUUACGAUGCUGUGGAGGCUGAGCUGAAAUCCAGCACCGUCGGUCUGGUGACUCUCAACGACAUGAAAGCCAAGCAAGAGGCUCUGAUCAAAGAGAGAGAGAAGCAGCUGGCCAAGAAAGAGCAGUCCAAAGAGCUACAACUGAAGCUGGAGAAACAGAAGGAGAAAAAACGCAAGGAGGAGGAGAAGAGGAAGAUCGCCAGCUUGUCGUUCAACCCUGAGGAAGACGAGGGGGAGGAGGAGGAGGAGGAGGAGGAGGAGGAGGAAGAGGAGGAGGUUGACAGCUGCGAGGGUGACGAUGACUUGCCAGUUAAGAAAAGGAAACUGGGCAAAAAUCCUGACGUAGAUACCAGCUUUUUACCAGACAGGGACAGAGAGGAGGAGGAGAACCGACUGAGAGAGGAGCUGAGGCAGGAGUGGGAGAGGAAGCAGGAGAAGAUUAAGAGUGAGGAGAUUGAGAUCACAUUCAGUUACUGGGAUGGAUCCGGACAUCGUAGGACUGUGAAGAUGAAGAAGGGCAACACGAUGCAGCAGUUCUUGCAGAAAGCACUGGAGAUCAUGAGGAAAGACUUCAGUGAACUCAGAUCCGCUGGCGUGGAGCAGCUGAUGUACAUCAAGGAAGAUCUCAUCAUCCCACAUCAUCACAGCUUCUAUGAUUUCAUUGUUACCAAAGCCAGAGGCAAAAGUGGCCCGCUGUUCAAUUUCGACGUGCACGAGGAUGUCCGAUUGCUCAGUGACGCCACAGUGGAGAAGGAUGAGUCUCACGCUGGUAAAGUGGUCCUGAGGAACUGGUAUGAGAAGAACAAGCAUAUUUUUCCAGCUAGCCGAUGGGAACCCUACGACCCAGAGAAGAAGUGGGAUAAAUACACGAUCCGAUAAAGGAAUCUUCAAAAAAAAAGUCUGGGACCUUUUUUUUUUUAAAAUCCUGCAAGCACUCUUUUUUUUUUCUUUCUUUCUUCUAAAACUGUAACUGAAAGAAAAAAGGUUGAAGUUGAACUUUGACCCUUUUGGGGUCUGCAUUUUUGUGUUAAGCAUGGGUAUCGUUGUAUACAUGAAACGCCUCUGUUUUCAAAGCUGCCCGUAGCUGUAAGCUUUAUGACUCCUACAACGUUUUUAUUCUGCUUAGAUCACCUGGUCUUGUAACCAAGUACUAAAACCUAACUGUUCAAACACUUUCUUCUUAAAAUCACAUUGGAGGGCGACUGAAGUAUCGCUGACAAUUUGGAUGACCAGAUCCAGUACAUUUUAACCCCUUUUUUUUUUUUUCGUGUGCCUCGUCUUAUGCAUCUGUCUACCAACAGAUGAAUUUGUGAAUAAUCAGUUUCACAAAACUACAGUAGCAAGUUCGAUGACGUUUGUGUUCAGCGCCUUCCUGUCAUCAAGUGUCUUUCUGAUCGGCGCUGUGUAUUCAGAAAUAGAGACGUUUUAAUGUAUGAAAUAAGAAACCUAUAUAACUAAACCCACAGAGAGAGAGAGAGAGACGCUGUAAGUGAUCCCUACAUUUUUCUUGUUUUCAAUGUUUCCUCCUUAUGGUAAGCAAACUGUUAACAAAAUAAACACUGUUGUGAAAAUGA
Messenger RNA from Acipenser ruthenus (sterlet), 1871 nucleotides. It is a transcript of the gene fam50a, whose product is annotated as family with sequence similarity 50 member A. The record is from RefSeq and is a predicted model, not a curated record. Gene Ontology annotation, cellular component: nucleus. NCBI's taxonomy places the organism in Eukaryota, Metazoa, Chordata, Actinopteri, Acipenseriformes, Acipenseridae. The transcript has 13 exons. The coding region runs from base 145 to 1176 and encodes 343 amino acids. Gene Ontology annotation, biological process: chromatin organization.